AACUUGUACAUUUAAAUCCGCAGAGCUGAUACGGAAGACGCAAUUACACUAUGUUGUAAUACACACAGCUCUGUUAAGCGCUCAGCCUGCACGGGGAGCACCAACUUCAGUUAAACUACAUUUAACGCGACUCUGUCUUUCUGACAUCGUAUCGUAAGUUUGUAAGGUGCUGGGUUAGCGCAAAGAUGAUGGAUUUGUGCUGGUCAUGUGUGGUUCUCGCCGCGAUCGGAGUUUAUUUACUCACGCAACUCAUUCGCUUCAUCUUCGCUGACGCUGAUCUGACUUUAUUAUGGGCGGCCAAAGUCGGCAGCACACCAGAGUCAAAGUUGCGAGGGAAAGUGGUGUGGAUCACCGGAGCCUCCAGUGGCAUUGGAGAAGAGUUGGCCUAUCAACUUGCGGCACUUGGUGCUCAGCUAGUGCUGUCUGCCCGUAGGGAGAAUGAGCUGGAGAGGGUGAAGCGCUCAUGUUUAGAGCGCUCCUCUCUAAAGGAUAAGGAUAUUCUUGUGCUUCCGCUUGAUUUGAUGGACCGUACAUCGCAUCAAGAAAAAACUGCUACAGCUCUGAAGCACUUCGGUGAUAUAGAUGUGCUUAUAAAUAAUGGUGGUCGGACCCAGCGUUCACUGUGUAUGGACACUGAAGUGGAUGUGUACCAGGCACUUAUGGAGCUCAACUACCUGGGCACCUUAUCUGUCACAAAGCAGGUGCUGCCCCACAUGACCCGCCGUGGUAGUGGUAUCAUAGCAACCGUCAGUAGCGUUGUAGGCUUUGUUGGGGCACCCCUGGCAACAGGGUAUUCUGCAAGCAAGCACGCAGUGCAGGGUUUCUUUAACUGUCUGAGAACAGAACUCACCGAUUAUCCACACAUCACAAUUAGUACCAUCUGCCCUGGACCCGUCAUAUCAAGCAUUGUUCAGAACGCAUUCACUGAGGAACUGGGAAAGCCUGUGACUUCAUCUGGUGAUCAAACACACAAGAUGUCAACAGAGCGCUGUGCCCACCUCAUUCUGGUAGGUCUGGCCAACCAUGUGAAAGAGAUGUGGAUUGCUCAACAGCCCUUUCUACUGUUCUGCUAUUUGUGGCAGUACACUCCUACUCUGGCCUGGUACAUCACUAACAUUCUUGGCAGAAAACGUGUGCAGAACUUCAAAGCAGGACUGGAUGCAGACUCUGCAUACUUCAGCAAGCCAAAGGUCAAGACUACCUGAACAUUUCACUUCAUCAUACUCCAAAGAAGCACUGAUUUGUGAAUUCUUGAACAUUUAUUUGCAAAAGACUUUGAAAAAUCAGCAUCACAAUAUUUCAGCAUAUAAUUAAAUCAACAUGAGAACACACAAUAUGGUUGCUGUAAAAAUAACAAUAGCUAAUAGCUUUUUAAAAAAAAAUUUUUUUUUGUUGAUGUAUUACACAGUAUGUUUGCUGUAUUUAAAAUGUUGUCCAUCACUUAUAAAUAGAAAUUCAUAACCUUG
Messenger RNA from Myxocyprinus asiaticus (Chinese sucker), 1466 nucleotides. It is a transcript of the gene dhrs7, whose product is annotated as dehydrogenase/reductase (SDR family) member 7. NCBI's taxonomy places the organism in Eukaryota, Metazoa, Chordata, Actinopteri, Cypriniformes, Catostomidae. Gene Ontology annotation, molecular function: oxidoreductase activity. The transcript is spliced from 7 exons. The coding region runs from base 186 to 1205 and encodes 339 amino acids. The record is from RefSeq and is a predicted model, not a curated record.